ACUCCCACGCACCACUCCAUCGCCACUCGCUUCAAACCUCCUCCCUCCCAACCCAGCCCAGCCCAGCCUUCCGGGAAAAGCCAAGAACCCCUCCAUCCCCUCCACCAGAGAACCACCAUGGACAAGAUUGGCAGCAGCUGGAGGAGGAACAAGGGGAGAGGCCGCCAUGGGGCGGGCCUGCGCGCCGCCGCCAUCACCAUGCUCAUGCUGGCCACCAUCCUCCUUUGCUCCGCGCCCACCAUAGCACUCACCCCGGACGGCGAGGCCCUGCUCGAGCUCAAGCUGGCCUUCAACGCCACCGCCCAGCGCCUCACCAGCUGGAGGCCCUCCGACCCCAACCCCUGCGGCUGGGAGGGCAUCUCCUGCUCCCACCCCGAUCUCAGGGUACAAUCCAUAGCUCUGCACCAGAACAGCCUGCAUGGCCCAAUCCCUGUAGAGAUCAAGAACUGCACAGACCUCAGGGCAAUUUACCUGAGAGCUAACUACCUGCAAGGAGGUAUCCCUUCAGAGAUUGGCGACCUUGUGCACCUCACAAUCUUGGACUUGUCGAGCAACCUGUUGAGGGGUACAAUUCCGGCAUCCAUUGGAAGCCUCACACACCUUCGCUUUCUGAACCUGUCCACUAAUUUCUUCUCAGGAGAAAUCCCAAACGUGGGUGUCCUAGGAACCUUCAAAAGCAGCUCGUUCGUUGGAAAUCUGGAGCUUUGUGGCUUGCCCAUCCAGAGAGCUUGCCGUGGAACACUCGGCUUUCCUGCUGUGCUGCCGCACUCCGAUCCACUCUCUUCAGCUGGUGUUUCUCCUAUCAACAACAACAAAACAUCACACUUUCUGAAUGGCAUUGUCAUUGGUUCAAUGUCAACCUUGGCUGUUGCCUUGAUCGCUGUACUCGGAUUCUUAUGGAUUUGCUUGCUGUCCAGGAAGAAGAGCAUUGGUGGGAACUAUGUAAAGAUGGACAAGCAAACUGUUCCUGAUGGUGCAAAGCUUGUGACGUACCAGUGGAACCUUCCAUAUUCAACAAGCGAGAUUAUUAGAAGGUUGGAGCUGCUUGAUGAAGAGGAUGUGGUUGGCUGUGGGGGUUUUGGCACAGUGUACGAAAUGGUGAUGGAUGAUGGCACAUCAUUUGCUGUGAAGAGGAUUGACCUUAGCCGCGAAAGCCGUGACAGGACAUUCGAGAAGGAGCUAGAGAUUUUGGGCAGCAUCAGGCAUAUAAACCUUGUCAACCUGCGAGGCUACUGCCGGCUCCCCACAGCGAAGCUACUCAUAUAUGAUUUUGUGGAGCUGGGCAGCUUGGAUUGCUACCUUCAUGGAGAUGAACAAGAGGACCAGCCUUUGAACUGGAACGCACGUAUGAAGAUUGCCCUAGGCUCGGCUCGAGGUCUGGCGUAUCUGCACCAUGAUUGCUCGCCUGGGAUUGUGCAUGGGGAUAUCAAAGCCAGUAAUAUCCUUCUGGAUAGAAGCUUGGAGCCUCGUGUAUCUGAUUUUGGCCUUGAAAGGCUUCUUGUGGAUAAUGGUGCGCAUGUCACCACUGUUGUGGCUGGCACUUUUGGAUACCUAGCACCAGAGUACCUGCAGAAUGGGCACGCUACUGAGAAAUCAGAUGUGUAUAGCUUUGGAGUGCUUCUGCUGGAGCUGGUGACUGGAAAGAGGCCAACCGAUGCAUGCUUCAUCAAGAAGGGACUGAACAUUGUUGGCUGGCUCAACACCCUAACUGGGGAACACCGGCUCGAGGACAUCAUCGAUGAGAGAUGCGGAGAUGUGGAGGUUGAAGCCGUGGAAGCCAUUCUGGACAUCGCCGCGAUGUGCACGGACGCCGACCCCGGGCAGCGGCCAUCGAUGAGCGCUGUCCUGAAGAUGCUGGAGGAGGAGAUCCUCUCUCCCUGCAUGAGCGAGUUGUGCUACGAGCAGCACCUGGAGCUCUGAGCUGAAGAAGUAGUAUACUGCUAGCUUGCUACUGGAGCAACUUGAUGGGAUGAGAGUUGUGUGUGCUGGGAGAAGCACAAGUUUUGUAGAUACGUGAUGAUGAACCGUGUAGGUGUGAUGGUGGACAAGUGCAGAUUCUCGUCUUUUUUUUUUGGGUGCUCAGUCAAACGCAAGUGAAAGUGGUUCUUGGCACAGAACCAGCAACCUACUGAGCAUGUUCCUUUGUACAUAGAGAUGAUGUUUUUUUUUCCUUU
Molecule: messenger RNA, 2174 nt
Organism: Panicum hallii
Lineage: Eukaryota; Viridiplantae; Streptophyta; Magnoliopsida; Poales; Poaceae
Product: LRR receptor-like serine/threonine-protein kinase FEI 1
Exons: 12
Coding region: 118-1920 (600 amino acids)
Biological process (GO): protein phosphorylation
Molecular function (GO): protein binding; ATP binding; protein kinase activity
Source: RefSeq, a predicted model, not a curated record